UCGCAGACUUUUGGAAAUGCCCGAAUAAUCCUUUGAGGUUGGCUGUAACAUGAAGCCACUUCAAGUUCAGGUCAUGUCACAUAAACAGAGCGCGAGUCGCCAGCUCUGCCAGUGAACUGAACUCAGGGCCGCACUAUGCCGCCGCCAGCGCCACCGGGAGUCCAGGGCUGGAUCGCCCUGCUGCUGAAGCUGCUGCUGCUGCUCGUCCAGGUGUCCGGUCUACCGUACGAAUACACCGUCAUCAAUGAAAACUGUCCUGGGGCCGAGUGGAACAUCAUGUGCCGAGGGUGCUGUGAGUACGAUCAGAUCCGCUGCAAGUGUCCGAACCAGGGGGACGUCAUUGGCUAUGCUGUGCCGUGCUGUAGGAAUGAGGCGAAUGAGUGUGACCCUUGCAUUAUUCACCCAGGAUGCAGCAUAUUUGAGAACUGCAAGCGCUGCAACAAUGGAACGUGGGGAGUUCAGGACGACUUCUUCAUCAAAGGAAAGUACUGCUCUGAGUGCAGAACCGGCUGGUCUGGAGGAGACUGCAUGAAGUGUGGUGGAGUGAUCAAUGCCAAAAGAGGUUAUAUCGCCAUUGAAAGCUACCCGACUAAUGCACACUGCGAAUGGACGCUGAACGUGAAUCCACAGUUCACCAUUGAAUUACGGUUUUCCAUGCUCAGCCUAGAAUUUGACUACUCGUGCCGCUACGAUUACGUUGAGGUGCGAGACGGUGACAAUGUGGACGCCCAGGUGAUCGGCCGUUUCUGUGGAAACGAGAGGCCCCCUCCAAUCAGAAGCACGGGACACUCUCUGCACGUCCUCUUUGUCUCUGACGGAUAUAAAAGUUUCGAUGGGUUUCAUCUUAGCUUUGCAGAAAGUUCAGCUUGCUUGUCCUCCCCUUGCCUACACGAUGGGACUUGCCUCCUGGAUGCCACACGCUCCUUUAGAUGUGCCUGCCUGGCUGGCUAUACAGGCAAACAGUGCGAAAACUUGGUGAUGUGCAGGAGCCCUGCAGUGCCUCCUCAUGGAAUGAUAACCGGCGAUGACUUCCGCUUUGGGGCGCAGGUGACUUUCCACUGUGAAGCUGGCUUUCACCUCGAAGGAAACCGCAAGGCCACCUGCCAGCUGGAUGGGACGUGGAGCUCAGAGAUGCCGCUGUGUGUGCCAGACAAGAAAAUGUGCCUUGACCCCGGGCCUUUCCUGAAUGGAUAUCACCUGCUUGUCCUCGGUGCAGAUGACACUCCGAUCAUUGUGCAGUUCUUCUGUAACAGUUCAUAUAAACUAAAUGGUGAAUUUGAGCUGAUGUGCCAGCCUGAUGGAACCUGGAGCGGGCAAAUCCCACAAUGUGUUAAACUACCUGAAAAGAAGCAUUGUAAGGAGCCUGAAGCACCUGUGAAUGGCUACUACAUACUUUCAAGGGGUCCUGGUGAUACCAUCAUCGCGGCUCAGUUCUUCUGCAACAACACAUUUGCUCUGAGUGGAAAUCCCCAGCGCACCUGCCAGCAGGAUGGCACCUGGAGUGGAAAAACCCCUGUGUGUGUCAAAGGUUGUCGAGAACCCAAAGUCUCAGAUAUGGUGAGACAGAAGGUUUUGCCUCCGCACGUUACAUCGAGGACGACCCCAGUGCACAAGUUCUACUCCUUCUACUCUUCUUCUUCCUCUUCUACUUCGAUUAAACUGCAGAACGAGGUGUCGCCAACCAAAGGCCCACCAGUGGUGGAAGAAUUACCACCUGGCUUUCAUCCCCUCUACACACAGCUGGAAUACGAAUGUGCGUCACCCUUCUACCAUCAGACUGGAAGCACCCGCCGCAAGUGUCUGAAGACUGGCAGAUGGAGUGGUCGUCAUGCCACCUGCCUUCCAGUGUGCGGAAAAUUUCCAAACCUGAAUCUUCAGAAACUCUCUGAUGCCCGCUGGCCCUGGCAGGCUGCCGUCUAUCGUCGCUCCACCAAAAUCCUGAAAAAUGAAAGCUUCAAAGAUGAUUGGCAACUCAUCUGUACCGGUGCCCUCAUCAACCAGCGCAGCGUCCUGGUGGCGGCCCACUGCGUCACGGAGCUCGGCAAACUGAAUGUCAUCAAGACAGCCGAUAUUCAGGUGGUCGUGGGGAAACACCACCUGAGUGACACCAAAGAAACGAAAGAACAGCAACAACUCAGGAUUUCUGCUGUCAUUCUUCACCCAAACUAUGACUCGUUAGUCCUGGACGCUGAUCUUGCCAUGGUUAAGCUACUAGACAAAGCCCGAAUCAAUGAAAAGGUUCAACCAAUUUGCUUACCUGAAGCUCAGAGCGUGGACAGCUCUCAGCCCCAGGCCUUUGUGACUGGCUGGACCAUCCUGAGUGAAGGUGUGCAUGUUCCUGAAAAUGAGACCACCAGAGUAGGUGCCAUCGAACUGGGGGACACUGUGGACUGUGAACAGCAGUAUGCUCAGAAUGGCAUCUCAGUGAGUAUCACCGAGAACAUGUUCUGUGCGAGAGAGAGCAAGCACCAGUUCUCCAACAUCUGCCCCUCCGAUACCGGGGGCAUCGCCAUCUUCCCAGUUUCCUCAACUUCUACUGCUGGUGGUCAGAAGGAUUCUGGACUUGUCUGGCAACUGCUAGGCCUGGUGAGCUGGGGAUACGAACAAGCCUGCAAGCCGGGCCUUUACACGGUCUACACACGGGUUGCCAGCUUCAAGGACUGGAUAGAAAAGAACAUGAAAUAGCGAGAGCGGGUCCGUCGUUUUUCUGCUGUAAUGAACUCUGCACCUUGAGCGACCGUUUGCCCCUACUAAUGCAGGGAAUAUAACAAUGCAAACAAGUCAAUGGCCUACGCUCCUACGUAUCUGCCAUCCUCAUGAAAUCGUAUUCCGGGAAGAUCAUUUAAUACAAAAUCGAAACUAUCAAUAAACUCACUAAAAUCAUGGAUGACUCAAGGAUGGCGUCAGUGAG
Molecule: messenger RNA, 2911 nt
Organism: Erpetoichthys calabaricus (reedfish)
Lineage: Eukaryota; Metazoa; Chordata; Cladistia; Polypteriformes; Polypteridae
Gene: pamr1b
Product: peptidase domain containing associated with muscle regeneration 1b
Exons: 13
Coding region: 136-2685 (849 amino acids)
Biological process (GO): complement activation; proteolysis
Cellular component (GO): extracellular region
Molecular function (GO): serine-type endopeptidase activity
Source: RefSeq, a predicted model, not a curated record